AUGCAGUCCCAAUUGAGCAACCAAAUAUCAUGCAAGCGAUGCCAAAAACGUAAAAUAAGGUGUUCCAGAACGUCCCCUUGCAUUAACUGCUCUCUGGCCUCCGCGACCUGUGAAUAUCGCGAUGAUCGAUCCCGGCGACUUCCUAUAUCCCGUGAUUAUGUCGCAUCGCUAGAGUCGCGAGUGGCAAAGCUCGAAACAUUUCUCGCACAACUCAAAAAAGCGCCUCGGGAGCAGCGGGAUUCCUUGAUUGACAGCAUCAAUUUUCUCGAUGAUUCGGCCGAUUACAGCGCCAAUGCCGGACAGAAGAGUCAUCAAAUGGGCGCCGCUGUCCACGACCCAGCCAAGGCAGUUUUACGACAAGAAGACGAAGGGUCACUCACAUAUCAUGGGCCAACCAGCAUUUAUAAUGGUGCUCUGGCUUCUUCUUCAGACAACAAUGCGCAGGCCACGAGCAUGAUUCCUUCGCCCCUUGUUCACCCGCUCGAUUCCGGCGAGGGGAUCACAAAUCAAUGCAUAGGCCUCUUCUUUCACUGGCAAUACUCGCAGUUCAUGUUCAUUGACCGCGAAGCUUUCAUCAUGGACUAUCAGCGCAGAUCAUUUGACAGCCAAUUCUGCUCCUCUGCGCUCAUCAAUGCAGUGUGUUCAAUCGGCGCAUUAAUGUCUACAGACCCAGACAUAAGACAACGGGCAUCCCAUUACUCACAGCAAGCCAUCAACAUGGUCAUGAGUCACGGCCUCGUCACACCACAUACAACCUCUGUGCAAACCCUCCUAUGCUGCGCCUUUUAUGAGAUUGGGGCCGGCAAUCUCUCCAAGGGCUGGCUUUUCUCAGGUAUGGCAUUUAGAAUGGGUCACGAUCUAGGCUUCCAACGCGAUCCGGAAACAUGGACAGAUAGGACUGCAACAGAGCAAGCUGUCGUCAGGGAGUAUCGCCGCCGGAUUUACUGGGGAUGCUAUGUAUCUGACAAAUUCUUCAGUCUCAUGCUAGGCAGACCCAGCAUGAUGCACGAGUCCGAUGCGGACGUCAAGCCUAGCGAACCGCAGAGACAAGAUCCAAUCUUUAAUGAUUGGGCCGAGGGCCAUGGUCUGGUAUUUCUGAAGGACAUCAUACCAAUUGCACCAAGGUUGGCAGAAGUCUUCAACAAGCAGGUCGAAAUCAGCCAAAUCAUUCGCGAAGGCCUAUCCGCCGUCCAUGCUCCAGGCCAGCGACUCUCACAAGACUGGAAAUCCAUUGCUCUGAAUGAAAUAGAUUCAAAGCUAGCUCGAUUCAGGGAGAACCUGCCACCCGCAAUGAGGCUAAAGCAAUGGUCGUCUCUUCUUGAACCGGUACAACCUCAUCUAGCUGCGCUCCACAUGCUCUGGCAUAGUUCUCGAAUUUCUCUCUUCUAUCCCUUCCUCAAUUUGUCGGCCCUCACAGAUGGCGCCGAGAAUACGACUCCCAUAGCCGCUGACGGUCCGGAGAAAGCUUGUUUAGAAUCUGUGGAGCGCAUGAUUGCAAUCUUGAAACGCUUCAAAGCUCAACACUCUCUUCAAAACGCCCCUUUGAUCUUUGUACAUGGAGUAAUUGCCGCGGUCAACACAAUCAUCACUUUGACGCGGAGAGGGCACAAUCAGCAGGGCAAUUUGCACCUACCAGACCUUGACCUGGUGCUCCAAGAAAUGUCUUCCACCUGGGUCAUCGCUGUCCAUGCCUUGAGCCGACUGAGGAAAUUACUAUCGGCUAUGGAAGAAGAAGUUGUACCAAAUACCGUGUCUCAACGACAAGAAACACUCUCCGGUUUCGACUUGGAGCUCCCGACUGACAUAUCCGACUUUGGUGGAGAUUCUCAAAUCGCGCAGAUUCUGGAUUGGGAUUAUCUAUUUGCCAUGCCGAGCGACGGGUUCUCUAACAAUAAUGUCAAUUUUUAA
Messenger RNA from Pestalotiopsis fici W106-1, 1908 nucleotides. RefSeq lists its product as uncharacterized. Gene Ontology annotation, molecular function: DNA-binding transcription factor activity, RNA polymerase II-specific; DNA binding; zinc ion binding. The coding region runs from base 1 to 1908 and encodes 635 amino acids. NCBI's taxonomy places the organism in Eukaryota, Fungi, Ascomycota, Sordariomycetes, Amphisphaeriales, Sporocadaceae. The record is from RefSeq and is a predicted model, not a curated record. The transcript has 8 exons. Gene Ontology annotation, biological process: DNA-templated transcription; regulation of DNA-templated transcription.